AGUCAAAUUACGUUUAGGGUGCAAAUUUAAUUUAACAUAAAUUAUAUUUCGCAAGUGAAUUUUUAAUCAAGUCUCCAGUUUUCAUUCUCGUCGACUCUCCAUAAAUGAUCAAGUAUUGACCGCUCUUCAAAAGCAAAUAACGGAAGAUGCAUUUGCAAUUUCCAGCUACAUAUUGAACGUAGUCGAAGAGCAUUCUUUUAUGUGACAUCGCAGACUACACUCGCAAAGUACAGAAUUACGCUCGACGCGCCAUGAAAAUUGGGAGGCUUUCUGGUCGUGUAAAAGACGGCAAACCGUCAUGGAUUUUCUUGGCUGUGUCAUGCUUUGUCAUGUUUCUAACUAGUGGAACCAUAGAAUCUUUUACCGUGCUUGUGGUUGUCUUCAUGGAGUAUUUUGACGAGACCAACGCAAAAAUAGGCUGGUUGGGUUCUAUAACCUUUGCUCUGUUAUGUGUUGCAUUUCCUGUUGCCGUUUUUCUUAGUCGUCGUUUAGGAUUUCAAGUUUUGAUUUUCGGUUCGGGAAUUUUAAUUACAACCGGUUACAUCGUGACGCCUUUCAUGCCUUCAGUGAACUAUGUGUACUUCACCUACAGUUUAGGAGUUGGUUUUGGUAUAGGCUGCGUUGACUGCCUGUCUAUCGCUAUUUUACCAGAAUUUUUCGACAAGCACCUUGGUCUGGCAACUGGCAUCCGCUUGUCAAGUAUUGCUGCUGCUUCUAUAUUAUUCAAUUUUAUGGUUCCAAUAUUAGUCGUCGAGAUAGGCUGGCAAAAACUUUUUUAUUGUUUCUCUUCGGUGGGACCAUUAAUUAUCUUAUAUUCGAUGUUCUUUCGGACAGACCAUCCAGAACAUAGGGAAGGCAAUGCGGUACCUGACGAACCCGAAAAAAAAGGAAAGGAGGUGCUUCCUCAAGCAUGCGAAGAAAAAUUUGAUUUUAAAGAUGCGUUGCUUCGUGAUCGUGGAUUGCAGUUAAUUUUAAUUGGCUGCAUGCCAUAUUUGUUUGCAGUUUUGGUGCCAGCAAUGUUCAUGGUGGCUUAUGCUAAAUCUCUCGGCUAUGCUCUAUCACAAUCCAAAUGGCUGAUGGUCGCGCGUGGUAUUGGUUCACUAGCGGGACGACUCACGAUGGGGUAUAUCGGAGAUUUUUCUUUGAGACGCCGUGUUAGCGUUCACAUUGCCUGCGCAAUCGUCGCUAUUUUUGGCCUAGCUUGUGCUCUAUGCUCCCUCACGCGAUAUCUGCCUCUUAUGAUACUAUUCAUGGCUAUUACGGGUCUUUUGGAAGGAAUGUUCUGGGUGCUUAAUCCCUUAAUGAUGCACGAACUAGCUGGAGGAGCGAAUGCUGACUACGGAUUUUCGCUUGUUGUUUUGUUAGUAGGUGUAGCGUUUUUUACAGGACCUUCGUCGAUGGGUCAGUUGUACGAUGCCACAGGUGACUUUCGUGUUGUCCUCUAUAUUUUAUCCGCAUGCGGAAUUCUAUCCGCCAUCAUUAUAGGAAUGGGCAUUCACAUUAGGGAAAGAAAAACAGCUGGAAAUGAAACAUCGAUUGUCAAGCAAGACAUUUGCAGCAUUCCAAAGAAUAUUUCCGAUCACUCUCAGUCAAUUUUAAAAAAACAACUCAAGAAAGUUACCAUUUAUGAUCUAUAUAUAGCAGCUGAACGCGAAACCAGAGUGUAACAAUUGAAUUGCAUCGAAGUGAAAUUUGUUGGGAAAUAGCACGUGAUACUAAAACGAUAAAAACUCAUCAAAUGUAGUUGUUCUUGUCUGAGUCCAUGAGAAGCUACAAAUUCUCUACUCGGUCAGUCUAGGAAAAGAUGUCUUUCAUUUUGAAUGUGUCUAUGGGAGAGAGGAAAUAGCGACUAUUUCUUACAAUGAUUGGUUAAAAAAUUAAAUGGUGUAGCAAUUUUUCUCAUAGAUAAUUGGACGUAGCUACCUCCAUUCCAUGGCACCUUUUGUGUAUAAGUAUUCUGCAUGUGCGUAAAUCCAAAUUUGAUUGGGGUAGAUCAUAUAUUCAUACAUUUUGUUAUGCCAGGCUGACUUGCUUUUAAAGUGAACUAGUUUUGAAAAGAUAUUAGCCAGGCAUAGCAGAAUUUAUUUGAAUAUGGUCCCCUCUAUCAACGUAGAAUUGAUGGUUAUUGUAUUCUGCGGCAAUGGUUAACCAACUUUAAGUUUUUAUCUGCGCAUUGCAAAUUAUUAGCUACUCUGCGCAGAGUUGGAAAAUUUGCGUCUCUCUUCUAUACCAUUUAUUUACUUUUUUCUUGACAACAUCGAGUAAUUCUAAUUGAUAAAUGGCAGUUGCGCUCACUGGCAAAAUUUUUAGAAAAAAUGAUAUAAGAAAGGUAUAUAUAAGUUAUCUAUCUUUUAAAAUUAUCUAGCAAUUUGAAAAUCGUACUUCCUAGGAUACAUCAAAAUAAAACAAAUUCCGAAAACAGA
Molecule: messenger RNA, 2423 nt
Organism: Xenia sp. Carnegie-2017
Lineage: Eukaryota; Metazoa; Cnidaria; Anthozoa; Malacalcyonacea; Xeniidae
Product: monocarboxylate transporter 8-like
Exons: 5
Coding region: 252-1667 (471 amino acids)
Biological process (GO): transmembrane transport
Molecular function (GO): transmembrane transporter activity
Source: RefSeq, a predicted model, not a curated record